GCGGCCAUUUUGCCGAGGUGGCCGUCUCAGCCGGAGGAAGCGAGGCGAGGCGAAGGCCACGUCAGGGCCACGCCGCCGUCGAGCUCUCCCAUGGGCUGCCUGGCGGACCUGCCGGUGAUUGGCUCGCAAGAGCUGAUUACGUCUACCAUCCGGCCCAGCCUCCAACGAUUAAAUUGGCCGGUCAUUCUCUAUGCGGUCUCUCUCUCCCGCCCGCGCUGGAUGGAGCUGAUGGCGGCCUUCCUGGCGCCUGCCCCUGCGCCCGCCCCGGCCCCUGUCCGCCGAGCCCUGGUCCUGCUGCUGCUCCUCAUCGGGCUCUCGGGCUCCUCAGCGGAGCCCUGCACUGAUCCUGUGAUUACUCCUUCCUACUACACCACCUCUGAUGCAGUCAUUUCCACAGAGACAGUCUUCAUCGUUGAGAUCUCUCUGAUGUGUAAGAAUGGGGCACAGAACGUGGCCCUCUAUGCUGAUGUUAAUGGGAAGCAGUUCCCAGUGACCCGUGGCCAGGAUAUUGGACGUUAUCAGGUAUCUUGGAGCCUGGAACAUAAGAAUGCCCGUUCUGGAACUUAUGAAGUGAAGUUCUUUGACGAAGAAUCCUACAGUCUUCUGAGAAAGGCCCAGAGAAGCAAUGAGGAUGUCUCAGCCAUUAGACCAUUAUUCACAGUCAGUGUGGAUCACCGGGGUGCCUGGAAUGGGCCUUGGGUCUCUACUGAAGUGCUGGCUGCAAUGAUUGGCAUGGUGGUCUAUUAUAUGGCUUUCAGUGCCAAAAGCAACAUCCAGGCCUGAGCCGUAUGAAUUGAGCUUCUCUACAAAGACGUUUUUCUUCAUGCGAAAUAAAAGGGUUUGUCACUGGAGAAAACGAUGUCAUGA
Molecule: messenger RNA, 867 nt
Organism: Phascolarctos cinereus (koala)
Lineage: Eukaryota; Metazoa; Chordata; Mammalia; Diprotodontia; Phascolarctidae
Gene: SSR4
Product: signal sequence receptor subunit 4
Cellular component (GO): endomembrane system; membrane; endoplasmic reticulum
Source: RefSeq, a predicted model, not a curated record